Brassica oleracea var. oleracea is the source of this 1464-nucleotide messenger RNA. Its product is annotated as probable indole-3-pyruvate monooxygenase YUCCA9. Gene Ontology annotation, molecular function: N,N-dimethylaniline monooxygenase activity; flavin adenine dinucleotide binding; NADP binding. Bases 102 to 1367 code for a protein of 421 amino acids. The transcript has 2 exons. The record is from RefSeq and is a predicted model, not a curated record. NCBI's taxonomy places the organism in Eukaryota, Viridiplantae, Streptophyta, Magnoliopsida, Brassicales, Brassicaceae. Gene Ontology annotation, biological process: auxin biosynthetic process.
UAACAUACAACAACAACAACAAAAACAUUCAACUUCACUAGCUAUACUCUCAAACCGAUCAAAACCCACACCAAACAUACUUACUUAAACUCACUUCAAAAAUGGAAAAUAUAUUUAGCCUAAUGGCAAGUGAAGAAUAUCUAUCAGAAUGUCGGUGUAUUUGGGUCAACGGUCCGGUUAUCGUCGGAGCCGGUCCGUCCGGUUUAGCAACAGCAGCUUGUCUUCGUGAUCAAGGAGUCCCAUUCGUCGUGGUCGAAAGAUCAGACUGCAUAGCUUCACUAUGGCAAAAAAGAACAUACGACAGACUCAAGCUUCACUUGCCCAAGAAGUUUUGUCAAUUACCCAAAAUGCCCUUCCCUGAUCACUACCCUGAAUACCCAACAAAACGACAGUUCAUCGACUACCUUGAGUCCUACGCAAGUCAUUUCAAGAUUAAACCGGAGUUUAAUAACUCCGUCGAGUCUGCUCGGUUUGAUGAAACCAGCGGUUUGUGGCGGGUUAGGACGACUUCUGCCGGAGAGGAGAUGGAGUACAUUUGCAGGUGGUUAGUGGUGGCUACGGGUGAAAACGCCGAACAAGUUGUGCCAGAGAUAAACGGGCUUAAGACAGAGUUUAACGGAGAAGUGAUCCACGCUUGUGAGUAUAAGUCCGGCGAGAAGUUUAGAGGGAAGAGAGUUCUUGUCGUGGGAUGUGGAAACUCAGGCAUGGAAGUGUCUCUUGAUCUUGCUAAUCACAAUGCUAUUACUUCCAUGGUCGUUCGUAGCUCGGUUCAUGUGUUACCUAGAGAAGUUAUGGGAAAGUCAACAUUCGGAAUCUCAGUGAUGUUAAUGAAAUGGCUACCUCUAUGGCUAGUAGACAAGCUUAUACUGCUCUUAUCAUGGCUGGUUCUUGGAAGCUUAUCAAACUACGGGCUUAAGAGGCCCAACAUAGGCCCAAUGGAGCUGAAAAUCAAGACGGGGAAGACGCCGGUUCUUGACAUCGGUGCUCUAGAGAAGAUAAAGUCCGGCGACGUAGAAAUCGUCCCUGCGAUCAAACGGUUCUCACGAAGCCACGUGGAGCUCGUAGAUGGUCAGAAGCUAGAUAUUGACGCCGUGGUUCUCGCCACCGGUUAUCGCAGCAACGUCCCUUCUUGGCUUCAUGAAUGUGAGUUCUUUUCUAAGAACGGGUUCCCGAAAUCGCCGUUUCCAAACGCGUGGAAAGGGAAGUCGGGUUUAUAUGCGGCUGGAUUCACGAGGAAAGGGUUGGCCGGAGCAUCUGCGGACGCUGUUAACAUAGCUCAAGAUAUUGGUAAUGUGUGGAGAGAAGAGACUGAGCGACAGAAGAUGAGAAGAAAUGUAGGUCACCGCAGAUGUAUCUCAGUUGCUUGAGCUUCAAGUUACUAUGUUUAUUUGUAAAAAAAAAAAAGAUACUAAAAUGAAAGAUAGAGUCAAGAGAGCCCUCUCCUGAAGUCCCUGACAGUGUUUU